Messenger RNA from Paramecium tetraurelia, 2514 nucleotides. RefSeq lists its product as uncharacterized. The transcript has 3 exons. The record is from RefSeq and is a predicted model, not a curated record. NCBI's taxonomy places the organism in Eukaryota, Ciliophora, Oligohymenophorea, Peniculida, Parameciidae.
AUGAGACCUCAAUCUCCUAAGAUGUUCCAAACCUAAACUAUUGCUACAACUCGCGUCGUUAGUUCGCCAACCAGAGAAUCACGCUAAGAUUCGUGUGGUAGACUGGCCAAAGUCACAACCUGCCAAACCAGGCCAAAGGCUAUUGUUACUACUUCAACUAAUAAGCCAGCUAUUGAAACAAGAACAGUUGUUCUUUGCACUGACAAGAAAUGCUAGGGACAUGAAAAUCUCAUAGAACAAUUAACCUAGGAUAAUAAUAAAUUAAAUUAACGAAUACAUGAAUUGGGACUUUAAAUAGAUAAGUACGACAGUGAACAAUAGACCUGGAUGAGCACUGCAAUUGAAAUUGAGAGUAUGAGAAAAUUGCUUGAAGAAACCUAAAAGAAUCAUCAACAAGAAGUCUCUUAUCUCAAUUCUGAAAUUCUAAAUUACAAGACUACCUGUCAAUAUUAAGAGGAUAAAAUUAAAACCCUUAAUUCUUAUAUGAACUCAAAGCAACAAAUCGAAGAAGAUUAUUUGACACUAUCCUAAGAAAUGGAAAGAUACAAAUUCAUAAUUCAAGAUAAAGUUGAUCUAUUACAACAGUAGGACUACAGGAUUUAAGAUUAUGAGAAGCAGCUUUAAGUUGGUGAAAAUGUAAUUGAGGAACGAAAUUAACAAAUAUCAUUGUUGUUAGGAAAAAUAAAUUAAUACGAACAAGAGUUUGUCACAUAAAAUGAUAUCAUACACUAAUUGAAAUUGGAGAUCUAGUAAAAGGACAUCCAAAAUCAACAACUAUUAUAAUAGAAGGACUCUUUAAUUUCUAAUUACAGAGAAAAUCUUGAUCUUCUGGAACAAAGAGUUCAGUAGGAUCAACUAAUUGAUAAUGAAAAGAAUGAAAAGUUAGUUGAAUUGCAUAAUGAUAAAGAAAACUUAAAUUCAGUGAUAGCAGAUUUACAAUUGCAAUUAACAAACCUCUAAGAAUAAAAUAUUCAUCUCAAUGAAUAAGUAACAUUAAAUGAUCAGGCAAAUGUUCAUCUCCUAUCUUCAAUUGAGGAUCAGACAAAGAAUUUUGAGUUAUAAUUGCAAAGCCAAGUAGAUUAACAUUAAUAAAGAAAUUAAGAAAUAUUGGAUUUAUAAACAGAAUUAUAUUAAACUAAAUUAGAAGUUGAGAAGAAAGACAAUUUGAUAAUUUCUUUAAAUGAUCAAAUCGACGAUCUCACUACUUAGAUGAAUGAUAAAAUAGAAUUACUUCAAUGGGAUGUAACAUAAUAAAUUGCAUAAACAGUUUUGUAUAAUAAUAAAUAGUUGUAAAAGUAUUUAAUUAUUAAUGAAGAACUCAAAAUAGAAUUAAACCAAAGAAAAACUAAUGAAAAAUCAGCUUAAAAUGAUUUGGAGAAGGAGAUAGAAAAUAAAAAUUAAUUAUUAGAAUCCUUAAACUAAUUAACAGCUUAAAUUCAAGAAUUAGAAAAAUCAUAAAACCUUUUAGAGAAUGAAAUAUAGAAGAAAUAGCAAUAAAUUGAAGAUUAAAAAUCUUAAAAUGAAGAAGAGACUGAGAAGUUUUCUGAUUUAGUGAAUUCAUUACAAAAAUAAGUUGAGGAAGUCUUAGAAGAAAAAUCAAAUUUAGAAAACUAAUUAACCUAACUUGAAAAUGAAAAAUAAAUGAAAAUCCAUUAACUAGAGGAGAGUUUAUUAGAGUUCAAGUAGAAUGAAGAUAAGAUUGUAUAGGAAAAGUAAUAAUCAUAGGAAUAAUUAUUACUCUAAUGUUUAGAAGUGCAGAGACUUUAAAAUGAAAACAAAUUAUUAAAGGAGAAAUUCUAAUAAUAAGAUGAGGAAAUUGAAAAAUUAAAUCAAAAAUCAACUUUGGAAAAUGAAAAUAAAUUAUUACUAACUAAGGAACAAGAUUAAUAAAUUUGUGAAUUUUAGGUCUAAAUUAAAGAUUUAAGCAAUUAAUGUGGAACACUUAAAUCAGAAUUAAAAUAAUAAGUAGAGCUAAGUGGAGAAUUACAAAAGAAAAUAUCAUUUUACUAGGCCUAGAUAUCACAUUUACAAGAAGUCGAAUCAUAAUUGAGAUACUUAAAUGAAUAAAAUACUUAGCAAUAGAAAAAUCUAUAAAAGGAAUUAGAUGUAAAGAAUGAAACAGAAAAUACACUGAAAUAUAAACUAGAUACUUUGUUAGAGGAUAUUAAGGUUAAACAAAUGCAAUUAAUAGAAUUAGACAGGCAAUUAUAACUGGUAGAAUAAACUAAUUAGAAGUAAUAAGUAAAUCUUGAAGACAAAAUUAACUAUCUCCAAAAUGAAGUAGAAAUGUGGAAAGAAAAGUUCGUUAUUUUGAAUAGAGAUUAUCACAGAGUGUAAGAGGACUUGAUGAUGGUUUAAGCUGAAUUUGAUGCAUUCAAAAGGCGAGGAUUAGAGUUAAAGAAUAUUAAGGAAUCAACUUGUUUUGAAGUAAGAAAGUCCUCUUUAUAUAAAGAGAAUAUUGACAUCAAAGGCAGUUAGACAUCAAUAGGCAGACUGUUUAAAGAAAAUAUUUGA